Molecule: messenger RNA, 309 nt
Organism: Dovyalis caffra
Lineage: Eukaryota; Viridiplantae; Streptophyta; Magnoliopsida; Malpighiales; Salicaceae
Source: the annotation of a GenBank genome assembly
AUGAUGUCUCUUAAUCUUGACUCUGCAGAAUUGAGCUGUGAACCAUUUUGGUAUAUUGUCAUGGGAACUGAAGUGCCAAAAGAUCCAUUCAAGGGGGUUGACUGGAAGGCCAUAGGUGGUGAAUUGCAGAAGGAUCCAAGUGCUGGCGCUAAACCAAUUAUAAAGAAGCGGCUCCCGAAAAGAUUAGGCAAAUUCCAGACUACUAUUUCCUUCCUCGAAUGUGGAAUUGGUGCCGGCAUGCUGUUGGAGAUGUGGAUAAACAAGAAAGUCAAAGAGGAUGGAGGCAUCAUAUGGGAGUUUGAUAAAUAG